Molecule: messenger RNA, 1290 nt
Organism: Linum trigynum
Lineage: Eukaryota; Viridiplantae; Streptophyta; Magnoliopsida; Malpighiales; Linaceae
Source: the annotation of a GenBank genome assembly
AUGUUGGAAGAGCUCGGUGAUGGCACCUGUGGUAGUGUAUUUAGGGCCAUUAAUACAGACACCUGUGAAAUUGUUGCUGUGAAGAAAAUGAAACGGAAGUUCUAUUUUUGGGAAGAGUGUAUGAACCUACGAGAAGUGAAGGCCCUUCGAAAAUUGAAUCAUCCCAAUAUCAUAAAGUUGAAAGAGGUGGUCCGGGAGAACAAUGAACUAUUUUUCAUCUUUGAGUACAUGGAACACAAUUUGUACCAAAUAAUGAAGGAACGAGAAAGGCCUUUCUCAGAGAAAGAAAUACGGAGUUUUAUGUCCCAGGUGCUACAAGGACUUUCCAAUAUGCAUAAAAAUGGAUAUUUUCAUCGUGAUCUAAAACCUGAAAAUUUGCUGGUGACGAACGAAGUUCUAAAAAUUGCUGAUUUUGGACUGGCUAGAGAAGUUUCAUCACAGCCUCCUUAUACUGAAUAUGUCUCGACGAGAUGGUACCGUGCUCCAGAAGUUUUGUUGCAGUCAUCAGUAUACACUCCAGCUAUUGACAUGUGGGCGGUUGGCGCAAUACUUGCUGAGCUAUUCACUUUAUCACCUAUCUUCCCUGGAGAAAGUGAACUUGAUCAACUAUACAAGAUUUGCUGCAUUUUGGGUUCGCCGGAUUGGAAUACGUUUCCUGAGGCUACAAACAUAUCUCGAUUGAUAAAUAUCAGCCACUCAGAGAUUACACCAGCUAAUUUAUCUGAAAUCAUACCCAAUGGCAGCUCGGAAGCGCUUGAUCUGAUUGUGCAACUGUGUUCCUGGGACCCACAUAAGAGACCAACUGCUGAUCAGGCUCUACAACAUCCGUUUUUCCAUGUUGCUAUGAGAGUUCCUUACCCGCUCCGAGACCCGCUUGAACUCAGCCUGAACAAUAUUGGGGCAAUGCCAAACCUGGAAUUAAACCUCUGGGAUUUUGGUGCACAAAAUGAUGACUGUUUCCUGGGAUUAACCCUGGCAGUGAAGCCCAGUGCCUCGAACUUGGAGAGAGUGCACAAUAUUUCUCAAGGCAUGGAAAAGGACAUUUUGUUUUGUUCCGAUUUGAAGGAUCAUCAAGACCAGUCAGUAUUCUGGUCCCUUGUCUCUCCUGCUCAAAACCGGAUUCACCCUAAUGUGGAGUCAUCUCUAUCUUUAUCAUUCAGUUCACUUCAGCAUCCGUCAGUCGGUGUCCCGCAGUCAUCCGGGUUUGCAAUUGCAUCACUUCAACCCAACAUCUUAGAAUAUCCAUUGUUGGCGAUGUCGUCCCCCUUGCAGCAAACUCAUUACCUCUGA